Molecule: messenger RNA, 3620 nt
Organism: Chenopodium quinoa (quinoa)
Lineage: Eukaryota; Viridiplantae; Streptophyta; Magnoliopsida; Caryophyllales; Amaranthaceae
Product: DNAJ protein JJJ1 homolog
Exons: 3
Coding region: 1269-3119 (616 amino acids)
Source: RefSeq, a predicted model, not a curated record
GUAUCUCAAAUGCCUUUUUGCUACUGUGCUUUUGAAGUGAUUAAUUUUUUAUAAAUCUUUUUUUUGCUGACCUACAAAAGAUUUAACUGCCUUUUUAUUUUCCGUCACUAACGUUUCUUCAUCCUCCUUCACCUUCCUUCCACAUUUCUCUGCAACAAUGGUGGAAUCAGCCCAACAUCACAAUAGAUAUCAUCUCCAACACCACUAACGCUGCAAUAAACUCGAUCCCAACACAGGAGUCGUCGAAUCUCACGAAAAAUAUCGAAAUUAAGGGUGUUGUUAACCCCAAAGGGUAAGUGUUUGUCAUUUGCUAGCAAGCUUCCCUCUUCCAUUGAUUUCCUUGAACUCCAUUGUAACAGAAUUGAUAGCUUCAUCAAUCUUGUAAUUUUUAGCGGAUCUACUGACGGAGUUAAUCUGCCAUCUCAUACUAAACUAAUGGCAUGACAUAAAUAACCCAAAGCCCCACUUUAUCUUGAUGAUAGACAUGGGGGCGUUUAUAUAAUGGCAUUACAAUAAUAUAUCGCAUUGGAAAUCGUGCCAAAGUAUUAAAUUUUUUUUUUGGUUUUUGUUUUGUCUUUUUUUUAAUAGCUUUAAAAUUAUAUGGACGACGUUAACUCCUUCACCCAUACUCUUCUUCCUCCCCCAAUCACACCGGUCUGCCAUUGAAGGACCCGGAGCUUUCCUUCACCUGCCACCUUCUUCUUCAUCCUCGAUCACCCAUCCUCCACCACCAUGCCAACCACCAUAUGCCGCCGAACUAAACGAAAACCCUAAGUAAAAAGGGAGAAACUAAAGGGCAAGGUCAACCCCAAAGGGUAGGAGUUACAUUAGCCUCCAUUGAAACUUCUCCCUGAGCUUGAAUUUCAGUAAUUGAAGUUUUUGAAAUUCCCAAUGAAGCUGUUGAAGUGAAUUUCCGUCAUUAAUGGCUUUCCUCAAGCUUAACGGUGUUAAUUAUUGAAAUUACAAACUUAUCCAUACUUAAAUACGCAAAUAGACAAUUAUACCCUCAGAUAAACUUGUAUUUUCUCAAUAACCCAUCUUUUAUCAAGGAAAAGUCUAACAUGCCCCUUUGAGAUGAGAUACAUGUAUUUUCUCCUUUUGAUUAGCUACGGAGGAGUUGACGAGCGAAUACCGUUGUUUCACCCAAACCUCUACCGAACCUCACAAAGACACAAACCCUGAAUUAGUUAUACCUCUCUUCACAUUGACAACACCUACCUACAACCUACCCAUCCCAUCUCUUCUCCGAGCUCAAAACAAACACAACAAUGGCGGCAACCGAGAAGAGGUGCUAUUACGAGGUAUUAGGCCUCCAACAAAGCUGCACCCAAGACGAAAUUCGCAGCGCCUACAAAAAGCUCGCCCUCCAACGCCACCCCGACAAGCUCAUACAAUCCGGCAUCGCCUCAGCCGACGCAACCGCCGCAUUCCAAGAGCUUGUUCGAGCCUAUGAAAUUCUAUCCGACCCGAAAGAGCGUUCUUGGUAUGAUUCACAUCGAUCCCAAAUCCUAUUUUCUUCGAAUUCUGGAAGUGAUUCUAAUUCCAAUUCUGAUUCCCCAUUCCCUGAUUUGUUUUCCUACUUUUCUCCUUCUUGUUACACUGAUUAUACGAAUCCUAAAACUGGGUUUUACAAGGUUUAUGGUGAUGUAUUUGAUAAAAUUUAUGCGCAUGAAAUUAAGUAUUGUAGGUUGAUGGGGUUGAAUUUAGGGUUAGUUAAGGAGGCCCCAUUGUUGGGGGAUUUGAAAUGUGAUUAUAGUCAGGUGAAUGCGUUUUAUGGGUAUUGGUUGGGGUUUAGUACUGUUAUGGAUUUUGGGUGGGUGGAUAAGUAUGAUGCUGCUGCCGGGGAGAAUAGGAAGUCGAGGCGGGUGAUGGAGGAGGAGAAUAAGAAGGUGAGGAAGAAGGCAAAGAGGGAGUUUAAUGAGACGGUUAGGGGUUUGGCGGAGUUUGUGAAGAAGAGGGAUAAGAGGGUCAUUGAUAUGAUGGUGAAGAAGGAGAAGGAGAGGGAGAAGAAAAGGGCGGAGGAGAUGGCGAAGAAGAAGGAGAAGGAGAGGGAGAAGUUGGAGAGGGCGAGAAUGUAUCAGGAGCCAGAUUGGGCUAAGGUUGAGGAAGUGGAGUUGGAGGAUUUGGAGGAGGAUGGGGAGGGAGAGGAAGAGAGGAAGGAGUUGUAUUGUGCUGCUUGUGGGAAAAAGUUUAAGUCGGACAAGCAGUGGAAGAAUCAUGAGCAGUCAAAGAAACAUAAGGAGAAGGUGGCUCAUUUAAGGAAGUCUUUCAUCGAGGAAGAUGAUUUCGAGGAUGUUGAACAGGUGGAUGUUGAUGGUGGAAUUCAGCAUGAAGAUGAAACUGAGCCUGUGGCAAAAAUUGUGGAUGAUAAGAAUGAUGUGGCAGGGAAUGUGGACAGUGAGAACGUUGUCAUCGAUGAUGGUUUUGUGUCUGCAGAGGAUGAUGUUGAUGAGUUAGAAGAGAGGUUUCAGGAAAGUGUUGGGUUUGAGGAGGGAAAAAGUAGAUAUGAACUCCCUUCUGAUAAAGAAGAUGGCAUUGGUAAUGAUGAAUUGAAUGAUAUUGGACAGUCUCCUGGUGGAUCCGAUGAUGAGUCAAUUGAUCUUGAAGCCAUGAUCUCUGGUCGCUGGAAUAAGAAGCAUGUGACUUCAAAGAAUGAAUCUUUCGAAAGGAAUAAUGUUCAGAGUGAGGAUGAUAUAGAGCCUAUGGAGUAUAAUAACAAAAAAGUAAAAAAGAAGAGCAGAAGAGCCAAGAAAGAGAAGGACAAACCUUUUCAGGCAGAACCGUCAAGAGUAGGUGAUAAUGUUACCAAUGUACCAGUUAUGGAAAACAAUGGACUCAGUGCUUCAGAUACAGCAAACAACGCGGAUGAUGAUCAAGUUGAUCAUGACCCACAAACUAGCACCAAGGCCGGGAAAAAAUCUUUUGGAAGGAAAGAAAAAGGUACCAUCAAGCGAGAUACUGAGACAAAACCAAAGAACUCGUGUAAAGGAAGGAAACAAAAGGAAAAAUCUAAAAAUCUCGAACCUGUCUGUGAAAAAUGUGGGGAAGAGUUUGAGUCAAGAUCUAAACUUCACAAACAUUUAAGUGAAACUGGUCAUGCAACGGUGAAAAUUAGAUGAUGAAUUGGAAAUUGCGUCGCACAAACACAUUCUUCUCCCUCAUGUUGGUGGUGCUGAUUAGCUGCAUGAGGGUGAUUAUUUUACGUUCAAGAAUAGAUGUUGUCUUGGCCUGUCAAUUCUUGGGAGCUAAUAUACACAUAUCUGUUUUUCACGGGGAUAGCUUGCUUGAGUCGCUUCAACAAAAGAGAAAAUUUUAGAUGUAGCUAAUUUUCAUGUCAGGAUGACCGAGAUAUGUUAUUGUUUGUGCCAUCUUUGGAUGGAUGUUCUUUAUCUGUAUUUUUUGAUGGGGCAAGGGAGGUUACCUAUAUUAGCAAAAAAUCUUUGUUCUGUGCUGAAUAAAGGUUGGGGUUAGGAUGAUAGUAGACAAGAAAGAAGAAAGGUAACUCAAAAAGCAAAAUUUUUUAAUACUAAAUGUUUGCAUGGAACAUCAUAAUUCAUACAGUAUAAAUUAAGCUGUAAAGAUAUCUACUCCAAUGAGGCAAUGACUACGUUCUUUGGUCA